UGUUACUCGUAAGUAGCCCAACGACUUUCAAGUAUCUACCUGGAUUUCACGAAAAAUCCUUCUUUGCAUCUCUCCUGCUAUCCGAUUUGAGUUUUCUCAAAAAAUUUCUCUUUCCACUUUGCAUGCCAACAAGCCAAAUAAGGUGGAAUACUUGAUAGGGCCGGUAAGAAAGAGUUGGUGGGAGAGGAAGCUGGAACUUUGAGAUACAAGCUGCUGAUAUCUAAAGUCCCAAAGCCGUUCAUGAAUAACAGACAGCACAGGCCCGGAAAAAUAAUGUUGCUCGCUACAAAUAAUUCAUACGUCGUAGCAUCCUUGCUAUCGGAGUCGGCCGAGCCAAAGCCAGACCUCGGGAGGCAUGGCAUGGCAGGCGCAGGAUGUCAACCUUGAAAGGCAAUCAACUAGUUUACAACUCUCAACAUCGGAGCAGUCCACAACCACAAUCGCUUCAACAUUCAUAUUGCAUCUGGGGAGAAAACAUAUCAUCAUUCUUGUUCAGAGCUAAGCGAUAUUCAUAGCGUGGUACUACCAGUACCAGUCUGCCAUCAACCUCAAGCCCCCUCCACUCGUGCUACCCCGCAUGUACUAGACGCCUACUGGCAGAUAUUUCGGAGAGCUCCAUACUUCACACCUGCAUUUGCUCACUGGACCCCGCGUCAGAUAAGGCGGCCGGCCGCGGUGUGGUGUUGAUGAUAUUUCUUUGGAAUGGAGCAUUCUUUUAACCAGACGUCUGCCUAAAUAUCUGUCCUCUUGCUUCUCUUUUUCCUCAUCUCAUUCCCAUCCGCUUCACGCCCAGAGUGGCGAAGAUCCCCAACGGGACGACCUCGGGAACUUGCAUUCAUUCACAACUCAACAUCACGACAUCCAACAUAAUAUCUUUCGAGAUCUCUACAUCUGUCACUUUUUGCGAAUUAAAUAAACUUAAGGGUCACCUAGUCACUACUCACUUCUACCACAAUGGCGCCAAUUGCCGUUUCCCCCAAUCCAGCUGUCUCAGAACACGCAAGCCAAUCCCUCUUCUCUUUAACGACCGCUUAUGAUGACACUCUUCGAUUCUACCUCAACGGCACACGAGUGGUACUAGAGGAUUUUGAUCCGGAAGCCACCAUACUUGAUUAUCUUCGCGGCAUAAAUCUAACGGGUACAAAGUUGGGUUGUGCAGGUAAAUGAGCAGUUUUCUUUUUCCUUUUGGGGGUGGAGGGGUCCCUUGUUUAGUUAUAGGUUCACUAAUAGCCGCAUAGAAGGGGGAUGCGGGGCUUGUACAGUCGUGGUUUCGCAGUAUAAUCCUACCACAAAAAAGAUUUAUCAUGCCAGCGUAAAUGCAUGCUUGGCACCUUUAAUCAGCGUCGAUGGAAAGCACGUCAUCACAGUUGAGGGGAUAGGGAAUGUCAAAAGGCCCCAUCCUACGCAAGAGCGGAUUGCCCGUGGUAACGGUAGUCAGUGUGGAUUUUGCACCCCAGGCAUCGUCAUGAGCCUCUAUGCCCUACUCAGGAAUGACUCCAAUCCGUCAGAACAUGAUGUAGAAGAAGCUUUUGAUGGGAACCUUUGCAGGUGUACCGGCUAUCGGCCCAUACUUGACGCUGCACAAACUUUCAGUGCUGACCAGUCAUGUGGCAAGGCAAAAGCAAACGGAGGAGGCGGCUGUUGCAUGGAAAAAGGCAACGAGAAUUCUGGAGGUUGCUGUAAGGAUGGAUUCAAAGACGACCAACCUAUAAAACGGUUUACGCCGCCUGGCUUCAUCGAGUAUAAUCCAGAUACAGAGCUCAUAUUCCCCCCACCUUUGACGAAACAUGAAUUCCGGCCUUUGGCUCUUGGAAAUAAGAAGAAGAAAUGGUAUCGUCCAAUUACCCUGCAGCAGCUGCUAGAAAUCAAGAGUGUUUACCCAUCGGCCAAAAUUAUUGGAGGAAGUACCGAAACGCAAAUUGAGAUCAAGUUCAAGGCCAUGCAAUACACGGUUUCAGUAUUCGUCGGUGAUAUUCCUGAACUACGCCAAUUCUCCUUCAAAGACGACCACCUUGAAAUCGGCGGUAAUGUCACUUUGACUGAUUUGGAAUCUAUCUCGCUUCAAGCUAUUGAGCAUUACGGUCCGGUCAAGGGACAAGUCUUUGCUGCCAUUCAUAAACAGCUAAAGUAUUUUGCUGGUCGUCAAAUCAGAAAUGUUGGAACGCCCGCAGGAAAUCUUGCUACUGCUUCCCCUAUUUCGGAUCUCAAUCCCGUCUUUGUUGCUUCAAAUGCAGUUCUUGUGGCAAAAUCUUUGGAGGAGGAAACCGAAAUCCCAAUGUCUCAAUUCUUCAAAGGUUAUAGGAGAACAGCCCUCGAACCAAACAGUAUCAUUGCAAGUAUUCGGAUACCAGUGGCUCGUGAGAAAGGGGAGUACUUUCAAGCCUAUAAGCAAUCCAACCGAAAGGAUGAUGACAUUGCCAUCGUCAAUGCCGCUCUUCGUAUUUCCUUGGAUGACUCAAAUACUGUUGAAAGCGCGGACCUCGUUUACGGUGGAAUGGCACCAAUAACCAUUGCUGCAAAGACUGCUGGAGAAUAUCUCGUCGGGAAAAGGCUUACAGAUCCAGCGACACUUGAAGGUACAAUGAAUGCCUUGGAGCAAGAUUUUGAUCUUAGAUUUGGAGUUCCGGGCGGGAUGGCUACGUACAGAAAGUCUCUGGCAUUGGGUUUCUUUUACCGCUUCUAUCACGAGGUUCUGUCCAAGCUGGAAGUCAAUGAGUCCGAAGUUGAUGAAGAAGUUAUUGAAGAGAUUGAAAGGAUGAUUUCGACAGGCAGACAGGACAAAGACUCAACAAUUGCGUAUCAACAGAACAUUCUUGGCAAGGCAAAUCCUCAUGUUGCAGCUCUCAAACAGACAUGUGGCGAGGCACAGUAUACUGACGAUAUUCCUGUCCAAAAGAAUGAAUUAUAUGGAUGUCUGGUUCUCUCAACCAAAGCCCAUGCCAAGAUCACUUCUGUAGAUUACUCACCAGCAAUGGAUUUGCCUGGCGUAGUUCGAUACAUUGAUCAUACUGAUUUGCCAACUCCAGAGGCUAACAUUUGGGGUGCACCUAUACCCGAUGAAGUUUUCUUUGCGGUUGAUGAAGUUCACACAACUGGUCAGCCUAUUGGAAUUAUCGUCGCAGAUACUGCAGCGCAUGCCAGUGCCGGUGCCAGAGCUGUCAAAGUGGAUUAUGAAGAGUUACCAAGUAUCUUCACAAUGGAGGAAGCGAUUGAGAAGGGGAGCUUUUUCAAUCAUUUCCACUACAUCCACAAGGGUGACAUAGAAGCUGCUUGCAAAGACGCUGACCACGUUUUCACUGGUGUAACUAGAAUGGGUGGUCAGGAGCAUUUUUACCUCGAGACGCAAGCUUGUGUUGUGGUUCCCAAGCCUGAAGAUGGCGAGAUUGAGGUUUUUGCCAGUACGCAAAACCCAACUGAAACGUAGGAUACCUAUUUCCAGAACCCAAAUUUACUCACUAAUUCUUUCUGAUAGGCAAACAUAUGUCGCACAGGUUUGUGGUGUUUCUGCAAAUAAGGUUGUCUCUCGUGUCAAGCGUCUCGGUGGAGGCUUUGGCGGUAAAGAGACCCGAUCAAUCCAAUUAUCGGGCAUAGUUGCUCUAGCUGCGAAAACAACUGGCCGCCCUGUGAGAUGUAUGUUGAACAGGGAUGAAGACAUGAUAACGUCUGGCCAAAGACACCCAUUCCUCUGCCAUUGGAAGGUUGCAGUAAACAAAGAUGGCAAACUCCAAGCCCUUGAUGCGGAUGUUUUCGCUAAUGGGGGAUGGACACAAGAUCUGAGUGGAUCAGUUUGUGAUAGAGCCAUGACGCAUAUCGACGGAUGCUACCUAAUUCCCAAUGUGCACGUUCGCGGAAGAGUAUGCAAGACGAAUACCAUGUCUAAUACAGCGUUUCGUGGAUUUGGUGGUCCUCAGGGCAACUUUAUUGCAGAAUCAUUCAUGUCAGAAAUUGCCGACCGUCUCAACAUACCCGUCGAAAGAUUUCGGGAAAUAAACUUCUACCAACCGAAUGAAGAGACUCACUUCAGCCAGAGCUUGAAAGAUUGGCACGUACCAAUUAUGUACAAGCAGGUUUUGGAAGAGACAAAGUAUGAAGAGCGACGUGACGCUGUGACAAAGUUUAACGAUUCUCACAAAUGGAAGAAGAGAGGGCUUGCGAUUGUGCCAACAAAAUUUGGAAUUUCGUUUACGGCUCUCUUUCUCAACCAAGCGGGUGCUUUGGUCCACAUUUAUCAUGAUGGAACCGUUUUGGUAGCCCAUGGAGGAACUGAAAUGGGACAAGGUCUUCAUACGAAAAUGAUCAUGAUCGCAGCUGAAGCUUUGGGAGUACCACUCUCUGAUGUUCAUAUCUCUGAAACUGCAACAAACACUGUUGCCAAUACUUCCUCGACCGCUGCUUCAGCCUCUUCAGAUCUUAACGGUUAUGCAAUUUUCAACGCAUGUGCCCAAAUCAAUGAACGUCUCGCCCCAUACCGAGAAAAACUUGGCAAGGACGCUCCCAUGAAGAAACUCGCCAGCGCGGCAUAUUUCGACCGCGUUAACCUCUCUGCCAAUGGCUUCUACAAAACUCCAGACAUCGGCUACGUCUGGGGUCCAAACACGGGCCAAAUGUUCUUCUACUUCACCCAAGGUGUCGCCGCCGCGGAAGUCGAAAUCGACACCUUGACAGGCGACUGGACCUGUCUCCGCGCCGACAUAAAAAUGGACAUCGGCCGCUCCAUCAAUCCUUCCAUUGACUACGGACAAAUCGAAGGCGCCUUCGUCCAAGGCAUGGGACUCUUCACCAUGGAAGAAUCCCUCUGGUACCGCAACGGCCCCAUGAAAGGCCAACUCGCCACGCGCGGACCCGGCGCCUACAAGAUCCCCGGGUUCCGCGAUGUCCCCCAGGAAUUGAACGUCUCCAUGCUCAAGGGCGUGACCUGGGAGAAUCUCCAGACUAUUCAGCGUAGCCGCGGCGUCGGGGAACCACCGUUGUUCAUGGGGAGUGUGGUGUUCUUUGCCAUUCGCGAUGCGCUGGUUGCGGCCAGGAGGCAGUAUGGUGUUACUGCUACGUUGGGCGAAGAUGUGAAGGGGGAUGGUCUCUUGCGCUUGGAGAGUCCGGCGACGACGGAGAGGAUUAGGACGAGUUGUGUGGAUCCUAUUAUUAAGCGUGCCCAUGUUGAGCCGGAGGAGGGUGAGAAGAGCUUCUUUAUUGCUAUUUAGGGGUGCGGGGUGGGAUUGGGAUUCGGAUUGGGGAAAGUGUUGGGUUGGGUAUGAGAUAUGAGAUAUGAGAUGUGAAAUUUGAGAUUUGAGGGUUGAGUUGUGAGCUUGCAACUGGCUUGGGGUUAAGAGGUUGAUGGAGCUGGAUACUUUACUAGGUUAGCGUAGCUUUUAUUAAAUUAGGAUGGAUUUUUAUUAUAUUCCUCUUUGUCU
Hymenoscyphus albidus is the source of this 5408-nucleotide messenger RNA. The record is from the annotation of a GenBank genome assembly. Lineage: Eukaryota; Fungi; Ascomycota; Leotiomycetes; Helotiales; Helotiaceae.